CAUCAGGAGGUAUACAUACAUACGCACAUUCAGCAGAAAGCGUUUAUCCCUAACACUUAUCACUACUGUUUCUUUGCUGGAUAUACUUGACAGCCGCAUUGAAAAAUCCUCCAAAACCACUCCACUCUUCUGGUUUGCAUUUUGAUCGUGGGAUGCGAGUACCCCCACCUCCUCAGCCCCUCCUUCUCUAUUGUCAAUCUGUUGGGGGGCCUCAACGUGGACCGGCUUUUUAUGAAUGAAAUACAAGGUCCCUAUGCUGACUGACCAUCAGGAUUUUCACCUACUUUUCUCUCCCAACGAUUGAAUCGCAGCCCAACGUCCCUCUAAGCCAGCUCUUCCUGCAACAUAUCCGCCGCCAUGCCCAUUCUAAAGCAGCUGGUGUCUGGCUCCUCCCACAAGAACCGACGUUCUCGCACCGACCUAACCAGGGAGAUGAUCAGUGCCCCGCUUGGUGACUUCCGCCACACCAUGCACGUCGGCCGCAGCGGAGACGCGUUUGGCGACACGUCCUUCCUCAGCACCCGUUCGGGAGAACCGCCCCCAGAGUCCACCUCCUUCCCCAGUUCCCCCCGACCGGGCCUACUAUCACGCACUUUCAGAAGCAGCAAGCGCUCCCAGUCAGUGACCAGAGUGGACCAGCAGCGAGAGCACCCCCUCGUGGUCUCAGGUGGGUCCCCCACUCACGUAAAGAAUGCCAUGUCUCUGCCUUUCCUCAAUGAUGGGGACAGAGGAGACGGCAUGGUGUCCAAGAGUUUGUCUUCCAGUCCAUUAAAGCAGCUGGGGGAAUGCGACGGUGGGGGGGCUGCUUCCGGCAAUCACUUCUUGGAGGUGGAGGAGCAACAAUUCGGGGAAGCUACCGACCUACCUGACAGCUGUCAAACAUCUGUAGGUGGAAUGAAGCAUGCCGAGUCUGUCUUGUCCUUCCAUGUGGACUUGGGGCCUUCCAUGCUGGGGGACAUCCUGGGCGUGAUGCAGAAAGAGGAUGAUGAUCUUGGCUAUGAGGAAGGCAAGAGCAGCGAAGGCCGGGCCUCGCCACCGCUCAGCAACCACGAAGAAGAAGACCACCAGAAAAGGAUGGUGGUGGACGAAAAAGAAGCAACUCAGACAACCCCCUUGUAUGCAGAACCAGAGAUUCGGGGGCCGUACACCCCCGAGGCCCGACCCAAGCAUCCGCAGCAUCUGGACAGCUGCUCCGUGUCCAGCUCGGGCUCGGCUGCGCUGGAUGACAAAGCCCACGUGUAUGCGGCCGAUACAGACAGCGCCACCUUCAGCGCCCCACCAGAAGAGGAGAGCAACUUCUCGUCCUUCUUAGAUGAUGAAGAUGAUGAGAUCCGCGUAUGAGUUCCUCUGGAAUGUUGUUUAUACAAGAAAAGCAUCCCUUGAGAGUGGAAAGUUGGAUACUGAGAAUCAUGAGGAAUUUGAAUAAGGAACAUUCCAGGAGGACAGCUUAGAAAGAAGGAAAAACUGUCCUUCUCAACCUUCCCUCCCCCCCCACAGUUUGGCCCGCCAUCACAUCACCACAGGAAUGCUGCUUUGGGAUAUCUUCUCACCAAGAGGGCCACUGACUACAGUGGGAAUUCCUGAUCGGAGCCUCUGCAUCGGAAUACAAACCAAGUGCCGUUGAGCUGUCAAGGUGCUUGGAUUUAUGCAACAAUGGAUGCUACUUCCCCAAUUGUAUAUAUAUUAUCAUCUGAAAACAUGAGCGUAUUGCAGUCAUUUAGCAUUAAAAGCUGUUAUUACGGGGAAGCAAAGAGUGGACGUGAAGUGUGAUUGUUUGUCUGGAAGCCAUAAUAAUCACCAUUUUUGUCAGUUAUCACUUCCUGUUGUCCUUGAAGCUUGUUUAGGUUUAAUUAGUGUCAGCGCACCAACCGGCCCGGUUUAAUCAGACUAUAUCUGCAUGUUUAUGUCUUUUGCAUGUUUUACGUUAGAUACAAAAGCAAAAGACAGCAAUAAUGAAGAUUUUUGUGCAAGAAUUAACCCUACAAUUGGAAAUGGAAUGGACACGUGCCAAAAUAUUAUUAUUUAGCCGUUGUUGUGAAUGUUUGGGAGUUUCUCUCAGUGAUUAAUGUUUAAUUAUAAAAGGUUGCAAGAAAAACAAUGUGCGUAACUGGAUAUUUAUGUUCUUCAUCACUCGAAACACUAUAAUAUAUAAUUCAGGUAAUUUGUGCGGAUGUGAACGGUUUGUGUGUGAUGCCUUACUGUAUUGUGUAUUUACAGCCUUUUUCUGUAUUAGCCAAAAUAACCUAUAUUUUUCAAUAAAAGAAAUUUGUGAUCACUUACUUCUGGCUGACGA
This is a messenger RNA of Doryrhamphus excisus (bluestripe pipefish), 2293 nucleotides long. RefSeq names its product CDC42 effector protein (Rho GTPase binding) 4a (gene cdc42ep4a). Gene Ontology annotation, biological process: regulation of cell shape; positive regulation of pseudopodium assembly; Rho protein signal transduction. NCBI's taxonomy places the organism in Eukaryota, Metazoa, Chordata, Actinopteri, Syngnathiformes, Syngnathidae. Gene Ontology annotation, molecular function: small GTPase binding. Gene Ontology annotation, cellular component: cytoskeleton; cytoplasm; plasma membrane. The record is from RefSeq and is a predicted model, not a curated record.